AUGGCCAUAAACAUAGCAGCGAAUAGAACGGUCGAUGUUACCCUGCGAGCGCUGCAGCUCAUCUUCGCCAUCAUCGUCAUUGUGACAGAUGGCUACGCUAUCCACGUCUAUCGUGGCCACACUGACUACGUGCACUUCGUAUACGGAAACUUCUACGCUUACGCCGGCGUCCCUGACGAGUGGGGCUUCUUGAUGUUCUGUGCUGGGUGGACAUUUCUGGGCGUUAUCUUCCUCUUCUUCGCUGCAGGAAUCAGCUUCGCAGAGCAUGCAGUGAUUGGCUCUGUUUCUGUCAUUGUUGAGGUUGUGGCUCUUCUCUCAUGGCUCGCGGGUUUCAUUGCCGUGGCGGUUAAUGUGGGGAGUAAUCCAUGUCCAGCGGAAGAGAAUGACUGUGUGCUGCUCAAGGUUGCAGUAGUCUUCGGCGCAUUAGAAUGGCUGCUCUUUAUGAUCACGACUAUUCCGACCAUAAAGCUUGUCUUUAACAGCACUCGCCGGCAGAAGACAUCGACCAUCGAGACCACGACACCAGUUUAA
This is a messenger RNA of Aspergillus piperis CBS 112811, 531 nucleotides long. RefSeq names its product MARVEL domain-containing protein. The record is from RefSeq and is a predicted model, not a curated record. Gene Ontology annotation, cellular component: membrane. Lineage: Eukaryota; Fungi; Ascomycota; Eurotiomycetes; Eurotiales; Aspergillaceae. Bases 1 to 531 code for a protein of 176 amino acids. The transcript is spliced from 2 exons.